GAUAUUAAAACGAAUAAAUAUUUCAUGUUUGUACUUUAUAGAGAAAGACAGCAAGCGAAAAACGGAACAAGAACAUCAGCUGGUGAUGACAGUGAAAGUGUGACACAAGAAACUCAAAAGGCGCUCUCUUUAAGGAGGAAGUUUUGCAUUUUAAAGUGAUAAAUUCACUAUCCUUCAACAAAACCUGUGGAUUACAAGUGGACUUUGGGUUGAUAUAGAUGUCAAUUGCAGUUGAGCACUAGAAUUUUGAUUUUCCUGGGCAACCUCCUGUUGCACAUAGUGUUAAUCCAGUGGUAAUGAAGAUGGGGACAAACUCUAGAAACCAUCUGAUACCAGAAGCAAAUUUUUCCUGGUUUUAUCCUGGAAGUUUCUUCUCUUCACUGAAAACAAAUUCAGGUUUUGACAGAACUCAGAUUGAUCCACAACCGGGCCUUCCAGUUGCUCCCAUCCAUUCCAUAUCUUCAGCUGAUCUUGCUAAGAGUAACUCGGGAACUAAACCCACAAAGGCUAGGAAGCACAAGUCUGCCGCCAAGGAUUCUAAUCAAAUCCCACCCAAGGUUUUGGGGCCAAAGCAACCCAAAAAGAUAUCUUCCAAGAAAACAAAGGGACAAAUCACACUUGAAGCAAAACAUGAGAAAAAGAAUCUCGAUAUUGAUAUUGGCAAAAUAAACUUUGAUCUAUCUGGGGUUCCUUCUCCAUUUUGUUCUUGUACAGGUAUGCCUAGAGUUUGUUACAAAUGGGGUGCUGGUGGAUGGCAAUCCUCAUGUUGCACUGAUAGCAUAUCUGAGCAUCCUCUUCCCAUGAGUUCAACUAGGCCUGGUGUUCGCAUGGCUGGGAGGAAAAUGAGCAAUGGAGCAUAUGUGAAACUUCUCCUGAAACUGUCAGCUGAAAGUUACAAUCUUUCUCAUCCUCUUGACAUGAAGAACCACUGGGCUAGACAUGGUACUAACAAGUUUGUUACAAUCAAGUAGAGAUCUGGAAUGUUGGAAGCUAUGUAUAUAUAAUUUCGCAGCAUACCUAAUACCCAUCCUUCUGCGGGUAAUUUAUAGUGUAUUGCUGCUAUAUACUAGGGAUGUUUUUAUAUAGAUUGUAAAUAUAGUUCCUCUAGUGCUUCCUGUUGUCUGAAACUUUUCUUAGAAUGAAGUUUGCAGCGGUUGCGUAUCAUCAUUCCAUGAUAUGCUUGUCUUGGCA
Populus trichocarpa (black cottonwood) is the source of this 1191-nucleotide messenger RNA. Its product is annotated as protein BASIC PENTACYSTEINE7. The transcript is spliced from 2 exons. The record is from RefSeq and is a predicted model, not a curated record. Gene Ontology annotation, cellular component: nucleus. Gene Ontology annotation, molecular function: DNA-binding transcription factor activity; sequence-specific DNA binding. NCBI's taxonomy places the organism in Eukaryota, Viridiplantae, Streptophyta, Magnoliopsida, Malpighiales, Salicaceae. Gene Ontology annotation, biological process: response to ethylene. The coding region runs from base 297 to 971 and encodes 224 amino acids.